Molecule: messenger RNA, 2005 nt
Organism: Ceutorhynchus assimilis (cabbage seed weevil)
Lineage: Eukaryota; Metazoa; Arthropoda; Insecta; Coleoptera; Curculionidae
Source: the annotation of a GenBank genome assembly
UGUCAACACAAUUUGUCAUUAUAUCCGAAAUAAAAUGCAAAAAUCAAUCAAAUUUUUAAACAAACUGUUCUCGCGCAGAUAUGCGACACGUCCUAGAUGCGUCCAAGGUUCCGGAGAAAUCUCACAAAAGUACCCCAUAAUAAAUCACGAGGUCGACUGUGUAGUAAUCGGAGCAGGAGGGGCUGGACUUAGAGCAGCAUUUGGUUUAGUACAAGCCGGAUUCAGGGUUGCGUGUGUAUCGAAACUAUUCCCAACGAGAUCUCAUACAGUGGCCGCUCAAGGAGGAAUGAAUGCUGCAAUAAGUACCUUCGAAGAUGAUUAUUGGGUUUGGCAUCAUUACGAUACAGUUAAAGGUUCUGAUUGGUUGGGUGACCAAGACGCCAUCCAUUAUAUGACGCGCGAAGCCCCCAGACUUAUCCAAGAGCUAGAAAAUUUCGGCAUGCCAUUUUCCCGAACGAAAGACGGCAGAAUCUAUCAGCGAGCCUUCGGCGGGCAAACUUUGAAUUUUGGCGCUGGUGGGCAGGCGCAUAGAACGUGCGCAGCCGCAGACGCCACCGGUCACUACAUGUUGCACACCCUCUAUGGACAAGCUUGCAGGCACAACGUGAAGUUUUAUAUUGAAUAUUUCGCUCUGGAUUUACUGAUGGCCGACGAAGAAUGUUUGGGUGUCUUAGCCUGGAACUUGGAAGAUGGCUGUAUGCAUAAGUUUUGGGCUAAGAACACUGUUAUAGCGACUGGUGGUUUCGAGAGGGCCUACUUUUCUUGUACUGCCGCUUUUACCUCCACUGGAGAUGGUUCUGCAAUGGUUACCAGAGCAGGUUUGCCUUUACAGGAUUUGGAGUUUAUUCAAUUUCAUCCAACAGGAAUCUAUGGAGUAGGUGUACUAAUAACAGAAGGUGCCAGAGGCGAAGGUGGCUACUUAGUCAACUCCGCCGGCGAAAGGUUUAUGGAAAAACACGCACCCACAGCCAAAGACUUGGCUUCCAGGGACGUAGUCUCGCGUGCCAUGACCGUUGAAAUCAUGGAAGGUCGAGGUUGCGGUCCCAACAAGGACUACGUCAACCUACAGUUGCACCAUCUACCCAGGGACCUCAUCCUGAAACAGCUCCCAGGAAUAAGACAGACUGCUAUGACGUUUUCGGCCGUAGACGUCUUCCGAGAACCGAUUCCGUGUAUCCCAACUGUUCAUUACACGAUGGGCGGGAUUCCUACUGAUUAUAAAGGACAAGUGAUCACGCAAGUUGCUCCAGGAAAAGACCACAUUGUUAAGGGAUUGUUUGCUUGUGGAGAAGUUGCUUCUUGUGGUGUCCAUGGAGCAAAUAGGUUGGGAGCAAAUUCUCUUCUCGAAACUGUCGUUUUCGGUAAAGCAGUCGCAGACACCAUUCAAGAGCAGGAGUGUCCUGGUGCAAAGGUCCGUACCGAUGACUCUUUAGGUUUAGAAACUCUGCAAAUGUUUGACAAAAUGCGGUACAGCAAAGGCAAAUACAGUGUGGGCGAUUUGAGACUGAAGCUUCAAAAAGCUAUGCAACUCCACGCGGCUGUGUUCAGAACCCAAAAGACCCUCGAAGAAGGCGUGUGCAAAGUAACCGAAUUGUACAAAGAAAUCGACAAUGUUCGCAUACACGACAACGGAUUGAUCUGGAACACGAAUUUAUGUGAAUAUUUGGAAUUGAAGAAUAAGUUUGUGAAUGCAAUGCAAACGAUUAUUUCGAUGGAAGCCAGGAAAGAGUCGCGUGGUGCACAUGCCAGGGAUGAUUUUAAAAUAAGACUUGAUGAAUUUGAUUAUGCAAAACCUUUGAAGAAUCAGAAAAAGAAGCCUUUUGAAGAACAUUGGAGGAAGCAUACCUUGAGCUGGAUGGACAUAGAUAGUGGAGAAGUCUGUCUAACCUAUAGAGGCGUCAAUGAUUGCACCUUAGAUGAAAAGGAAUGUCCACAUGUACCACCAAAAAUUCGGUCGUAUUAAUGUUUAGGUUUUAUGUUCAAUUAUUUAAUAUAAAUUAAAUUC